UUUGUCAUUACCCAAAACGGCGCCGUUUUUAUCUACUCAAAACGUAGCAGUUUUGGAAGCCCUCUACCAUUUCCCCUAACCCUAUCCACGCCCCUCUCUGUCACUCCAUCUCCUCCUCUCUCUGUCACUCUCCUCUCAUCUCCGCCUCUCACUCUCACUCGCAAUCGCACAGCCCAUCGAAGGUCGCACUCGGUCGUCUACUCCCAACGAGAACGAGGGACCUGAUCGAAAUAAAUCCUGUAAUUCAAUACAAAAUUGUGGCCCAGCCCAAACUGAAAUUACCGACCGUCACCGUAACCGACUUGUUGGUGACCGUACGAAUUACGGUCGGUGAAUUUACCGACGUCACCUACCGUGGCGGAGCGAAGCACGGAAGGUGCAAAUUUCUAACCGUAUUAUCCGACUCUCACCCCUGGUUUACUCUUAUCCGGAUUUGGAUAAGCUUUAAAAUCUUUCACAGAGAGAAAUGGAUCCGAACACAGUGAAAUCGACUCUGUCGAACUUAGCAUUUGGGAAUGUGAUGGCAGCGGCUGCUCGUGAUUACCAGAAGGAAUUGCUUUCUCAAGAUAAGGCACAGGCGUCAAGUUCUAUUAACCAGGAAGUCGACCUCGAUGAGUUGAUGGAUGAUCCUGAACUCGAAAAGUUGCAUGCCGAUAGGAUUGCGGCUCUCAAGAAAGAAGCUGAAAAGCGAGAAGCAUUAGUGAAGCAAAGGCAUGGAGAAUACCGGGAGAUUACUGAGGGAGAUUUCUUGGGCGAAGUUACUAGUAGUGAAAAAGUUAUAUGUCAAUUCUAUCAUCAGGAGUUCUAUCGUUGCAAGAUAAUGGAUAAGCAUUUGAAGUCCCUUGCACCAAGACAUCUUGAUGCAAAGUUCAUCAAACUGGAUGCAGAGAAUGCACCCUUCUUCGUUGCCAAACUAGGAGUCAAGACUUUGCCUUGUGUCAUAUUGUUCAGAAAAGGAAUUGCAGUAGAUAGGCUGGUUGGGUUUCAAGAUCUGGGAGGAAAAGAUGAUUUCACUACAAAGGCGCUUGAGGUCCUACUAAUAAAGAAAGGUAUUAUAAGUGAGAAGAAAGAAGUUGCAGAUGAUGAAGAUGAUAAAUAUGAUGAAAAUAGGUACAGGACAGUGAGAUCCUCUUCCAUUCCUGAUUCUGAUUCCGAGUGAAGAUGGAACAAUUGGAGGUUGCUUGAUUCUCAUUUUAGGCAGGCCAUUUGGGUGAGAUGCUUUUAAAUGCAUGCUUUUGUUUGUUAUGGUCACUGCUAAAUUAAUGCGAAUUUAUCCCUACACAUUCCUUUUGCACAAGUGAUUACUAGACAGGAACCCGAGGCAUUUACAUGGAUUGUUGAGUGUCAACA
Messenger RNA from Corylus avellana, 1350 nucleotides. Its product is annotated as thioredoxin domain-containing protein PLP3B. Lineage: Eukaryota; Viridiplantae; Streptophyta; Magnoliopsida; Fagales; Betulaceae. The record is from RefSeq and is a predicted model, not a curated record.